AGCUGUGGUAGAAGUUACAGAACUUAGAGCUGUGGUAGAAGUUACAGAACUUAGAGCUGUGGUAGAAGUUACAGAACUUAGAGCUGUGGUAGAAGUUACAGAACUUAGAGCUGUGGUAGAACUUACAGAACUUAGAGCUGUGUUUUUGCUACAUUCUUCGGAUAAGAAGAAAGAGUGCACCAUAGAGUGCAGCAGAGCUAAUCCCAUACUCGUCUGCGCUACUGAUGGACGUACUUACCGGUCUCUCUGUGAGAUAGAGCGUGCAAAGUGUGAGGGUCAUCCUAUUGAGGUGAAGCAUCAUGGAAAGUGUCCUGCUUCUGCACGUUGUUUAGCUCAAAGAAACAUGGCUGAGGCUAAACAUGGGCUAGAUCAAGCCGAUGUCUUUAAACCCAGGUGUAAAGAGGACGGGUCUUUCAUGGAAGUCCAGUGUCACGAGUCGUCCGGCUACUGUUGGUGUGUGGACGAACAUGGGAAACCUCUCACAGGAUCGUCGGUCAAAUACGGACAACCCAAGUGUAACAGAUUCGGUAAGCGUGUUAAUCGUCGGCAGCCGUCUCGAAGAGGAAGGCAAAGAAAAGGUAAAAAUGAAUAG
Limulus polyphemus (Atlantic horseshoe crab) is the source of this 592-nucleotide messenger RNA. Its product is annotated as SPARC-related modular calcium-binding protein 1-like. The transcript is spliced from 4 exons. NCBI's taxonomy places the organism in Eukaryota, Metazoa, Arthropoda, Merostomata, Xiphosura, Limulidae. The record is from RefSeq and is a predicted model, not a curated record. Gene Ontology annotation, molecular function: protein binding; heparin binding; extracellular matrix binding. Gene Ontology annotation, cellular component: basement membrane. Gene Ontology annotation, biological process: extracellular matrix organization. The annotation marks the transcript as partial.